GUAUAUAUGUAUGUACAUCAUGAUUUUUUUUUAUGUGUGUUUGUAUAUGUGCGCGCUCAUAACUACCCACUAAACCAAAGUAAAAGCGCAAUGUAGCGCGUUGCGCCGCUGUAUGCCGAUUCUUUGCGGCAGUUUUCAAGUCGUCACUUAAAACGCGGUGGCUCAAUGCGAAUUGGAUUUAGUCGUUAACGAGCGGCCAACAAGAUCAGAUCAAAUUCGGAGAUUCAGUUUUGGUUAACGCAUAUACACAAACGAACGGUGUUUAUAUGCAAGUGCAGGCGCUCUACACACACAUACAUACAUAUAUGUAUAUCUGAAUGGUUAAAAAAAAAAAUAAUUUGAGUAGUUGAGAUCAGUGUAUGAUAAUAACUAGAACAACCAAGUUAAGUAAAGCAAACAAACUAAAAAAGCAACAACAACAAAAGUCUAUUAAUUUAUAGCAAAUAAAUUGUUGUUGAAAAGUGGUAAAAAAACAAAAAAGUGUUGAAAAGGUGAAAAUUAACAAAAACAACACAAAAAUUUUUCCGAAGAAAACAACAACAACAACGCUAUUUGUUAAGAAUUCGCAAGCUACUAAACUAAGCUGAACUGGCGUAGGAAGUGUGAGUCUAGAUUGAUCUAGUAAACUGUGCUCGAGCAUUGAACCAGCCGGCGUUUAUAGGAUGAGCAAAAAUGGGCACAGCAAUCCGACAUUCAUUGGCGACAGUGUUGUCAGCGACAAAACGACCAAGAGAUACUCACUAGAGUUAGCUGAGAAAGGUGGCAAGACGGUGGGUGUGGCAUCGAAGGAAGCUGCGUACGAUUACGAUUACAAUCCUUAUGAAAAUCGCGAGGUGGAACAUCCUACGACCAAUUCCGAGACACUCUUCCACUUGUUGAAGGGUUCUUUGGGCACAGGCAUACUUGCUAUGCCGAAUGCCUUUCGUAAUGCCGGCUAUAUAACUGGCAGCAUAGGUACCGUCAUCAUUGGAUUCAUCUGCACUUAUUGCAUACAUCAGCUCGUGAAAGCUGAAUAUGAGCUAUGUCGGCGAAAAAAGGUACCUAGUAUGAAUUAUCCCAAUGUGGCGGAGAAUGCUUUGCUGGAGGGACCGCCAUUCUUUCGUAAAUUUGCGCCCUACAUUGGUCAUGUGGUAAACACCUUCCUUCUCAUCUAUCAAUUGGGAUGUUGCUGUGUCUAUGUCGUUUUCGUAGCCUCAAAUAUUAAAUCCAUAGCCGAUUUUUAUUUAGAUGAACCCGUCGAUGUGCGUCUGUGUAUGGUGAUCAUACUGUUACCACUGAUCUUCAUCAAUUGGGUUCGCAAUCUGAAAUACCUAGCGCCAUUCUCUACAAUUGCCAAUGGCAUCACCAUGGUUUCGUUCGGCAUUAUCUGCUACUAUAUCUUCCGGGAACCUUUCACCACCGAGGACAAGGUAGCCGUGGCGCCUUUUGCCGGCUUUCCACUUUUCUUUGGCACAGUGCUCUUUGCUCUAGAAGCUAUCGGCAUCAUACUGCCGUUGGAGAAUGAAAUGAAGUCGCCGAAGAAGUUCGGCGGCAGCUGUGGUGUGCUCAACGUCGCGAUGGUUCUCAUUGUAUUCCUGUACUCAGGCAUGGGUCUGUUUGGGUAUCUGAAUUAUGGUGGUGAAGUUGAGGGUUCCAUCACAUUGAAUUUGCCUUCGAAAGACAUUUUGGCUCAGUGUGUGAAAGGCAUGCUGGCCUUUGCGAUAUAUAUUACACAUGGCCUGGCGUGCUAUGUAGCCAUUGAUAUUACAUGGAGUGAUUAUGUAGCGGAGAAAUUGAGUCCGCAGCGAAGCAAGCUUUUCUGGGAAUACGUGGUGCGCACUUCUAUAGUGCUGGUGACAUUCUUCCUAGCCGUGGCCAUACCUAAUUUGGAACUUUUCAUUUCGCUCUUCGGUGCGCUCUGCCUUUCGGCGCUCGGCUUGGCUUUCCCGGCAUUAAUUCAGAUCUGUACACAUUGGUAUCACAGAAAAGGUGUUGCUAAAGUUUGGCUACUAGCUAGCAAUUUUGUGCUUAUCAUAGUCGGCAUACUGGGUUUGAUAAUCGGCACAUCUACAUCGCUAUCGGAAAUCAUCGCCACAUUCUCCAAGUGAGCAGUGCCACUGCUACACUAAUAUUAUUACAUAAACAUUCUAAAUGAAUUCGUGAUAUUUUAAGUUACUGCUCUAACAAUAAUUAAUAAAAAAAUAAUUUAUUGCAAAGACAAGUAUUAUUUAACAAAAUUGCGUAUAAAUACUAUAUGUAUGCUUGUAUUUAGCUAAUAUACGAAAUUAAGUUCUUGAAAUUAAAAUGGCGUAUUUGCGAACGAAUCGCGAGAAUAUGAA
Messenger RNA from Bactrocera oleae (olive fruit fly), 2318 nucleotides. Its product is annotated as proton-coupled amino acid transporter-like protein CG1139. Gene Ontology annotation, molecular function: L-amino acid transmembrane transporter activity. Gene Ontology annotation, biological process: amino acid transmembrane transport. Lineage: Eukaryota; Metazoa; Arthropoda; Insecta; Diptera; Tephritidae. The record is from RefSeq and is a predicted model, not a curated record.